GCGCUUUCUCUCACACAUCCUCCAACAUGUCUCACAAGGUUGUCGACAUCAAGUCUAAGGCAGAAUUCAACGAGAAGGUCCUUGGCGAGUCCACCGGCCACGUCGUCGUUGACUGCUUCGCUACCUGGUGCGGUCCUUGCAAGGCCAUCUCCCCCAAGGUCGAGCAGUUCAGCAACGAGUACCCCAACGCCAAGUUCUACAAGAUCGACGUCGACGAACUGUCCGAGGUCGCUGCCGAGCUCGGUAUCCGUGCCAUGCCCACUUUCCUUCUCUUCAAGAACGGCCAGAAGUUCGACGACCUCACCGGUGCCAACCCCAAGGGUCUGGAGGAGAAGAUCAAGGCUCUGCUUGCAUAAAUUCCCCGUUGAUAGACGAUAAUGAGGGGAUACCUUGAUGGUUAUGCUAGUUACAGAUGAAAUCUAAUUGAUGGGCUUCUUACCCCGCACACACACACUCAAGACGAUCCAUAUGAGUCGAUGGUGUUAUUUGUUUUAGAUGUAGUCAUGACCGUUUAUUCCUGGACCAUAGUAGCAGUUGUAUUAAGACCUUCAUCACUAUGCAGGUACUUGGGUUAUUUGUUUUCGUUGAUGGGCAUCUCACGCUAAUGUAAGAUGACAUCAGGCUUGCCUGACAUAUUACACUCUGGAU
Messenger RNA from Aspergillus neoniger CBS 115656, 648 nucleotides. Its product is annotated as thioredoxin family protein. The record is from RefSeq and is a predicted model, not a curated record. The transcript has 2 exons. Bases 27 to 356 code for a protein of 109 amino acids. Gene Ontology annotation, molecular function: protein-disulfide reductase activity. Lineage: Eukaryota; Fungi; Ascomycota; Eurotiomycetes; Eurotiales; Aspergillaceae.